Messenger RNA from Colletotrichum graminicola M1.001, 849 nucleotides. Its product is annotated as HET domain-containing protein. NCBI's taxonomy places the organism in Eukaryota, Fungi, Ascomycota, Sordariomycetes, Glomerellales, Glomerellaceae. The record is from RefSeq and is a predicted model, not a curated record. The transcript is spliced from 2 exons. The coding region runs from base 1 to 849 and encodes 282 amino acids.
AUGAAAGACAUCUUCUCUACGGCCCACCUUGUCAUUGCUUGGAUUGGGCUGGAGGAAGGCAACGUUGACCUGCUCUUCGACUACCUGCGAGGGCUGAAACACACAUCCAGGCGCGAGAGAAAUCACUACCUGCGCUCCCAGAAGCGCAAGUUCGCCUUCAAGGACGCAAGGUGGCUGGUCACGCGAUCGUACUGGUCCAGGAUCUGGAUCGUGCAGGAGUUCACGCUGGCGAGGGAGUUGUGCGUGCUGUGCGGGCCGUCCGCCAUCUCCUGGGCGGCCCUGCAGCAGUUCCGUCCCUUUGGGAUAUCGCAGCAGACGAACCUGGGGUUCAAGCACCUGUCGAAGCAGGAGAACCACCAUAGCAUCAAGAAGCACGUCGAGAACUGCAGGGAGCUGUCGAAGUUGCGAAGGUCCUGGCAGACCGACCCGAAACGCCUCUCCUUUACCGACACGCUCGGGGCGCGGCCGCGCCUCACCAGGCUGCUGGUCUUCUCGAAGGACUACCAUUGCACAGACCCUAGGGAUCGGGUCUAUGGGCUCCUCGGCCUGACGGAGACUGAGGGCGAGGACCGAAUCCCUGCCGACUACGACAUCACACCUUUCCAGCUUUACCACCGCGUCAUGUUUCACCUCCAGCAACAGGGCCAGACGUCCCAGUCCCAGCUCUUCCGCGCAAGACUUGCUCAGGGACUCCAGAUCUGCGACCACGACGAUCUUCCGGCAUCCGAUUUCAUCUACGAAGCGGUGGCCGGCCGUUGUGCAUUUCCUUCAGAUCAGGACCCGGCAACCUGGAACAGGUUUGAGGAUGCUCUUGCGGUGGCCCUGCAAAUCACCAAGAAGAGAAAGUAA